GUGUAACCGGAAGCGGAAGUGUUAAUGGAAAAUGGCGAGCUGUAUUGACAGUGGACAGGGCUGGCUUCAACAAUGAGUUGGAAAAGAGACUUUUGGAGGAUUUAAAUCAAGAAACAGCAACAAAAACUAAAGGAAAAGUAAUGACAGUGUGACUCUACAGGGAAUAAUUGUAAAAAAUAUAUUAUUUUGAUAAUGUCGAAUGCGGGUUCGGUUCAAACCGGAAGUGUGUACGCGGCGAAUGGACCUCUUUCCUAUACUGACAACCUUAUAGGUACAUUGCUUGCUAUCAUCGGGAAUUUGCUCAUCAGCAUCUCUGUGAACAUACAGAAACAAAGCCAUGUGGUGUUGGCAGGCGCUAAGGAUCCGAGGCCGUACUACUGCACAAAGACGUGGUGGUGCGGCCUUGUGCUACUGCUGAUCGGAGAAGGAUCCCUGUUCACCUCGUACGCCUUCGCGCCGCUCUCUCUCAUAGCCCCACUCAGUGCUGUGUCUCUUAUAGCCAGCUGUAUCCUGGGAUUUCUGUAUUUGAGAGAAAAAUGGAAGCCAAAGGAGUUUCUGAAACGCUACGGCUUGUCAUUUCUCGGCUGUGCCUUGACUGUAGCGGGGACGUACCUCUUUGUCACAUUCGGGCCGAACUCUCACGAGCAGCUGAACGCAGAAAACAUUGUGAAGCACCUGAUUGGCUGGCCAGUCCUCCUGUACCUGCUCCUGGAGAUCAUCACAUUCUGUCUCGUGCUGUAUUUCUACAAACAGCACAACGCGAACUACCUCGUGCUCAUCCUGCUGUUGGUGGCGCUGCUGGGCUCUGUGACUGUCAUCACGGUGAAGGCGGUUGCGGGGAUGGUGGUUCUCAGCAUUCAGGGCUCCCUCCAGCUCAGUUAUCCCAUUUUCUACGUCAUGUUCGUCUGCAUGGUGGCCAGCAUCUUCUUUCAGGCAUCAUUUCUUGCCCAGGCGUCCCAUUUGUACGAUUCGUCCCUCAUCGCCUGCGUUAACUACAUCUUCUCGACCACGUGUGCCGUCGGUGCAGGAGCCAUAUUUUACCUGGAGUUCAACCAAGAGGAUGUUCUGCACAUCUGCAUGUUUUUAUUAGGAUGCGCCGUGUGCUUCCUGGGCGUCCUCCUCAUCACCAAAAGCAAGAAGAAAGCCAAACCAUUCGAGCCAUACGUGACCAUGGACAUGGUCAAAGGUGUUCCAACGAUCCACGAUAAAGGCUGGCCUGUUCAGCCGGAUUAUAACGGCUCCUUCUCCUACGGCACCCUCGUAAACAACGAUGGCGUUGCACCCGCGACUCUGCCGGUGGCGAAUCAGGAAUCGGGCGUAUCUCCAAGCACGGGUCACAAGUACCAGGCAGACGAACUCAAAAAAGACUAGCUACAUGAUGAUAAAUCUAUUUAAAAAGAAUAUAUAAAUAAAAGCUGCAUUUGACCUUCUGGUCACAUCAGAAAACUGAA
This is a messenger RNA of Silurus meridionalis, 1451 nucleotides long. It is a transcript of the gene nipal3, whose product is annotated as NIPA like domain containing 3. The coding region runs from base 193 to 1371 and encodes 392 amino acids. Gene Ontology annotation, cellular component: membrane. NCBI's taxonomy places the organism in Eukaryota, Metazoa, Chordata, Actinopteri, Siluriformes, Siluridae. Gene Ontology annotation, biological process: magnesium ion transport. The record is from RefSeq and is a predicted model, not a curated record. The transcript is spliced from 11 exons. Gene Ontology annotation, molecular function: magnesium ion transmembrane transporter activity.